UGGCUGUUCAAAUUCUUCUGACCGGGAAUAUGAACGAGGGAAAGAGAUAACGGGCAAACAACAUCAUCAGUUCAAGUUAAAGCGGCUAAUGGUUUGUUAGAAAAAAAUACUACUAUUGGUAUCUGAAACGGUUAAAUAAUAAAUAAAAGUUGUUUAUGAAGUCAGAACAUUAAAUUUAAGAUAUAGGCUUCUUAAUUUCUUUUAUUAACUUAAUAAAUGAAAAGGUUUAAAAAUAAUAGAAUAAUUUGAAAUUUGCUGAAAGAAAAGAUGGUACAUGAAAGCGCGCUAUAAAACCUUAGAAUUAGGACAGUAUAAAUAGUACGGGUUGUACUCAAGAAGUUGAGUAGCAGAGUCACAAACUGAAAAGUUGGGUGCAGCCAUGGAGGGCAAGAACAAGAGUAAAGAAAGCAGUGCGAGCGGUCAACGGCGUGUUGGUUUACUAUACGAUAGUAGGAUGUGCAAACACUACUCGCCGAACGAGCCGAAGCACGUCGAGAAUCCUAAUCGCAUUAGGUCAAUUUGGAAUCGACUCGAAGCCGCCGGCGUUCCUCAACGAUGCGUGCUUCUAGAGGCCAAGAAAGCUGAAGACAGACAUGUGCGGUUAGUUCAUUCCAGACAUCAUGUGAAUCUGAUUAAGAACAUUAGCGCCAAGGGGUUCAAAUCGCGGAGGUCUCAGCUUGCCUCCGAAUUGAAUUCCGUAUAUUUUAAUGAAGGUUCAUCUGAAGCUGCGUUCCUUGCUGCUGGCUCUGCUGUAGAGGUUGUUGGAAAGGUGGCAAGUGGGGAAUUGGAUUCAGCUGUUGCCAUUGUGAGGCCCCCAGGUCAUCAUGCAGAACAUAAUGAAGCUAUGGGAUUUUGUCUCUUCAACAAUGUGGCAGUUGCUGCAAGAUAUCUCUUAGACGAAAGACCUGAUUUAGGUGUGAAGAAAAUUUUAAUUGUUGAUUGGGAUGUCCAUCAUGGAAAUGGUACUCAAAAAACGUUCUGGAAUGACUCUCGAGUUUUAUUCUUCUCCGUUCACAGGUAUGACUUUGGGGCUUUUUAUCCUGCUGAGCACCAAGGGUUUUAUACUCAGGUGGGAGAAGGAGAAGGUGCUGGAUAUAAUAUAAAUGUCCCCUGGGAGCAGGGGAAAUGUGGUGAUCCAGAUUACAUUGCAGUGUGGGACCACAUCUUGCUUCCUGUUGCCAAAGAAUUUAAUCCAGACAUAGUUAUAGUUUCUGCUGGAUUUGAUGCAGCUGUCGGUGACCCUCUAGGAGGAUGUCGUGUCACAGCAGUUGGUUAUUCUGUUCUGUUGGAGAAGUUGAUGAAUUUUGCUAAAGGUAGGAUUGUACUGAUUUUAGAAGGGGGGUAUUAUCUUGAUUCCAUUGCAAAAUCAAUGCAUGCUUGCUUGGAAGUUUUGCUAACUGGCAAGUCUGUUGCCGAAUCCUCAAAGGACUAUCCAUUUGAGUCUACAUGGAAUGUGAUUCAAGCGGUUCGCGAGAUGUUAAGUCCAUUUUGGCCUACACUUGCACCUAAACUACCACAAGAGUUAGUCUCACAAAUAGGCCCCUCUCCGCAUACUCUGAUUUCAAGCUCGGACUCUGAAGAUGAGGAUGAUAAGGGUGCACCAAUUUCAGGAAAUCUUGGAGACCUUAUUGAGGAUGUCUUAAAACCACUGUCCAAACUGAAAGUGGAUGCUGAUGAGGAGAUUCAUGUUUCUAGUACUUGGCGAUCUGCAUUAUCAAAUGUUUAUAUAUGGUAUGCCUCGUAUGGAUCAAAUAUGUGGAAAGCAAGAUUUAAUUGCUACCUAGAAGGUGGACAGGUGGAUGGUAUGGUGAAGCAGUGUUCUGGUUCAGUGAACAGAACUCUGCCAAAGGAGAUCACGUGGAAGACUUUCCCUUGUGAUAUAUUCUUUGGUCGUGAUUCAUCGCAUUCAUGGGGACUGGGAGGCGUUGCAUUUCUUAAUCCUGAAAAAAAGUUUGAAGGCAAGACCUACAUGUGCUUGUACAAAAUUUCGCUAGAGCAGUUCAAUGAUAUUUUAUUUCAGGAGAACAUUUUAAGCCUUGAUGCGGGCUCUCCUUUAGUUGAUAUAACUACCUUGAAUGCUAUCUCUGACAAGGAGUUCAACUCCCUGGAGGUUGUCAAG
Vigna umbellata (rice bean) is the source of this 2119-nucleotide messenger RNA. The record is from RefSeq and is a predicted model, not a curated record. NCBI's taxonomy places the organism in Eukaryota, Viridiplantae, Streptophyta, Magnoliopsida, Fabales, Fabaceae.